AUGAAUUUAAGUACGGUAGUUUUGGAUAAUGGAGCAUGCUACGCUAAAAUAGGGUUAAGUACACAAAAUGAACCCAAAGUCAUUCCUAAUUGUAUUAUGAAAGCCAAAAGUGAAAGAAGGCGUCCAUUUGUUGGUGAUCAAAUUGAAGACUGCAGAGAUGCAUCUGGUUUAUUUUACAUUUUACCUUUUCAAAAAGGUUAUUUAGUUAAUUGGGAUGUUCAAAAAAAUGUAUGGGAUUACAUGUUUAGUAAAGAAUGUUGCGAUUAUAAUUUAUCUGAAAUGAAUGUUAUCGUGACUGAACCAUUUUUUAAUUUUCCCUCCAUUCAAGAGGCCAUGACUGAAAUUUUCUUCGAAGAAUUCGCUUGUGCAGGACUUUUAAGAAUAAACAGUGCGAGUUUAAGUAAUUUUCAUUACAGUAUAAAUAAUCCGGAAAGUUUGUGUUGUUUAGUUGUCGAUUCUGGGUAUAGUUUCACACACAUUGCACCUUACAUAAAGAAUAAAAAAUUAACUAGUGCAAUUAGGAGAAUCGAUGUCGGUGGAAAACUUUUAACCAAUCAUUUAAAAGAUAUCAUAUCGUACAGGCAACUUCAUGUAAUGGAUGAAACCUAUGUAAUUAAUCAAGUUAAAGAAGAUUCAUGUUUUGUAUCACAGUCGUUUAUGAAAGAUAUGGAAUUAGCUAGGAAAAAAGGGCAGGAAAAUAAAAUAAUGAGAGAAUAUGUUUUACCCGAUUAUACUACAAUCAGAAGAGGAUACCUUUGUCAGCCAGGAGAAAAAGGAGAAGAUCAUCAAUGUUUAAGGUUAAAUAAUGAAAGAUUUUCAGUACCUGAAACAUUAUUUCAUCCCAGCGAUAUAGGAAUUAAUCAAAUGGGAAUUCCAGAAGCAAUACUAAACAGUAUUCUAUCGUGUCCGGAAGAAACUUGGCCUCAUUUAUUUUCAAAUAUUAUUUUAACCGGAGGAUCCACGCUUUUUCCAGGUUUUAAAGAAAGAGUAGAAAAUGAAAUACGAUGUUUGACUCCAGAUCAUUUCGACGUUAAAGUAACAUUGCCUGAAAACCCGAUACAAUAUUGUUGGAGGGGUGGAGCAAUGUUAGCAAAUUCAGAAAAUUUUAAUGAUAUGUUAGUGAGCAGAAAAGAAUACGAGGAAAAGGGUUACGUCAUAGUCGACGAAAAAUUCGACGUGUAA
Molecule: messenger RNA, 1182 nt
Organism: Pediculus humanus corporis (human body louse)
Lineage: Eukaryota; Metazoa; Arthropoda; Insecta; Psocodea; Pediculidae
Exons: 7
Coding region: 1-1182 (393 amino acids)
Cellular component (GO): Swr1 complex
Molecular function (GO): nucleosome binding
Source: RefSeq, a predicted model, not a curated record